AUGGGAAACCAAACUCGCUCCUCGCGUUUGACGCUUGUGGACAGGAAGGUGCUCGACGCAUGCGGCGUGUGCGGAGGAGACAACAAGACUUGCACGGGAUGCGACGGGGUGGUGGGGAGCGGCUUAAGGUUUGACUCCUGCAGCAACUGCGGGGGCAACGACUCGUCCUGUGCCCUCCCCUACAUGGGGAAGUGUGUCGAGGAGGAGCUGGAGGAGCGAAGCUCCUGUGGCAGGGCCCCUCCAACAGGAGCAGCAGCUGCGUACUCUGCCUGUUUCGCUCUGGGAACGUCCUGCCUUACAGCUGCCGGCCGUUCCCCCCCCCUCGAGGGACGAGUGGUCUUCUCAGAUGGCAAGAGGACAGCAUAUGGAAGGAUGGAGAGUGAUCUGGUGCAGUGGUCUAAGGGAGGAUGCAACGUGCUGGCGAGGAGCGGAGACUUGGCGGUUGGACCUCCCGCAGACGUGUGCGGGGUCUGCGGAGGGAGCAACUCAACAUGUGCAGGAUGCGAUGGGGUGCCGAACAGCGGGAAGCAGGUAGACCUGUGCGGGGUGUGCGGAGGAGGAGACGACUCGUGUGUGGAUCCUUACAGGGUGAGGGAACGAGGCCUCCUCCUUCAACUGCAACUGCGGUACCUCAAGUGCGUGGGCCUGCGGGACGAGUUGCUGGGGAUCUGUGCACGGGACGGGUAUGAAGUCGCCGAUCAGUUCCCCUUCGUCCUCAACUUCAGUAUGGACGUGUGCGGGGUGUGCGGGGGGAACAAUGCGAGCUGUGCCGGUUGUGACCUGGUGCCUCUAAGCGGGAAGGAGGAGGACGCGUGCGGGGUGUGCGGAGGGGACAACUCAACAUGCCGCGGGUGCGAUGGAGUAGUGUGGAGCAGGAAGACGGUGGACGCGUGUGGAGUGUGCGGGGGAGGAAACGUCUCGUGCUUGGGCUGCGAUGGAGUAGCCUGGAGCGGCAGGGCUCUUGAUGCUUGUGGUGUGUGCGGCGGGGACAACAGCUCCUGCCCCCUCUUCCUCCCUCCUCGUCCUGCGAAGUUCUGCGUUGGGGACCCGACGGUCGCCACCCUGACGCUCGUGGUGCCAACAAGCAGGAUACAGUCGUUUGUCAUCGUGGAGUCAGGAGAUGGGCUGUGGAGAAGUGUUCUUGUCUACCCUCCCUCCUCCUCCUGUGGCCAGUGCAUGUCCUGCCUCGGGGCCCUCGACUCGCCGCCAUGGUGUGCCAGGAGCGGCUGCGUCGGGUGCCCUAGGAGCGCAACCGUGACGCUGUACAGCGAUCUGCUUCCAAGCAACGUGCAGCCCAACUCGAGCUAUCGCAUCCUCCUGGUGCAGGCCGGGAGCAGGGAGGAGGAGACGAGACAGUCAGGUGUGGACCUGCUGGUCCUGCCGCGUCGAGAUGCGUGUGGUGUGUGCGGAGGAAGGAACGAGAGCUGCGCAGGAUGCGAUGGGGUUGUGAACUCAGGAAAGGUCCUUGACCUCUGCGGCUGGUGCGGGAGGCCGAGCGACGCUCGGUUCAACGAGUGUGUGGGAUGCGACGGGAGGGAGGGGAGCGGAAUGGAGGAGGACGUGUGCGGGGUAUGUGGGGGAGACGGCACGUCCUGCCUCGACUGCAUGGGGGUGCCAUGGGGCGACGCAAAGGUUGACAGCUGCGGGACGUGCGGGGGAAGCGACGAGACCUGCAAGCACACGUAUGCGCUGAUAGUGAAGGGAUCGGGCAAGUCGACAUGGGGAGGAGAGGAGGAGCGGGUGUGUGCGGGGAAGCUAGUCUCCGUGAUCUGGCGCGCUCCCUCGAACCACUCGUCCUCUGACCGCAUUGCCCUGUUCUGGUCGGUCAUGCCGCACGUGCCGCUGUCCCCGGACAUGCCUGUGCCCUCAGGGUACGCAGGAGGGAUGAGCUUGUUGACCAGCAGACUUUGGUGGGACGAGGAGGUGAACGGGACGUACCUCUUCUUCAAGUACUUCACUGUCUCCUCCUCUUCCACUUCCUCCUCGUCCUUCAAGAGAGAGAUUGUACGCAGCCCAGGAAUCAUGCUGGAUGCUCCAGCGGAUGCCUGUGGGGUUUGCGGAGGAGACAACUCGUCCUGUACUGGCUGCGAUGGAGUACCCAACAGCGGGAGGGAGGAGGACGUGUGUGGGGUGUGCGGGGGAGACGGUCUCUCCUGCCUGGACUGUCUCGGCAUUCCCUACGGGCCCCACCGACGAGAUCGAUGCGGUCGAUGCGGCGAGCCCGUACGAAGAUGCACAGGAGGAGGAAGCGACGGCAUGUUGUGCGAGGACUCGAGAGAAUGUCAAGGAGGGAACUGCAGCCUCGCAGAGGGGAGGGAAGGAGAGUGGAACUCUUGUGUCGACUGCAACGGGACGGUGAACGGGACCAGUAAGCUCGACUCGUGCGGCAAGUGCGGGGGAAGCGACUCAAGUUGCGAGCGGGGGUACCAGGUGCGAGCAGUGAGCAGCUUGUUCUGCAUGGGACAAGCCGUCUCCGUCCUCUGGCUCGCUCCCUCCACUCGCCCUCCUGCCAACAUCCUGGGGUACGGGCGAGUUGCUGCCGACGGCUCUACUGGGCCUCUGCUGGGCUGGGCAUACACGCAGCCCAAGGAGGUGAGGUCGGGUGCUGGAGGCCUGCUGGGGUCGAGCUCCUACCUGUCGAGCAGCGACUCGACGAGCGGCCUCGUGCUGUUCAAUCGCAGCAGUCUGGAGGAGCAAGCGAGCUCGUGCAGCUCUGCGCCAGCAGCAGGCGAAGCAGGAGCAGGAGCAGGAGCAGGAGCAGGAGCAGGAGCAGGAGCUUGUCUCACAGGAAGUGAGUUCCUGCGGCCAGUAAGAAUGGGGAGAUAUCGCUUUCAGUACUUCCUCUCCCCUCUCAGCCCCUCCAUCGCCGCCCAGAGCCAGCCCUUUGACCUGAUCGACCAGCUGGACCCUUGCGGAGUCUGCGGGGGGAACGGGUCCACCUGCGCGGGUUGCGACGGGGUCCCCAACAGCGGAUUGACGUUUGACAAGUGCGGAGUUUGCGGGGGGAGGAGCAGCUGCGUUGGGUGCGAUGGCGUUCCCUUCAGCGGUGCGCGACUAGAUGUCUGUGGGGUGUGCAAUGGUACAAACGCUGCUUGCACGGGCUGCGACGGUAUCCCCCGCCCUCCUCCUCUCCUCCCCACACGACCGGACAAGUGCGGCCACUGCGGAGGCAGCGACGACUCCUGCGCCGUCCCCCCUGCCGUCGGCAUCCUUCCCUCCAUGUUUUCCUUCGCCUGCUCCAGGACCAGGCAGCUGGGGAUCUGGUGGCAGGUGCCCAGCAACCGUUCCCUGUCCGACUUCGUUGCGCUCUGCAAGUUGGGCGCGAGUCUCCCCUUCUCUCCCACCGACUGUCUCGUGGUCGUUCAGCUGGACUUGAGCUCGAGCGUGCGGGGCAGGACGACUGUCAGCCUGCCGGAUGACUUCCUGGUGCUGGGCUGGUAUGAGCCCCUCCCCAUCCUUUACAAGGUCCCCUCCUCCCUCUUCCCCGACAGCGCAAGUAUCAGCUCCUCCUCCUCCAUCCUCCGCUCUGCGCUAGUUGGGAUCAUGGAGCUCCAGACCAUCUCAGGGGUGCGGGGAUUCUACCCCAAGGAGGGCCAGCUGCAGGAUACCAGCGCAGAGCCCUGCUACGCUCCUUGCUCCUCCUCUCCCUUCCUCUGCUCCGUGUGCUUCAGGAGGAUCUGCGCAGCCAGCGAGACGUGCAAGACGUCAGGGUCCCUCACAGUGAGCAGGGAGGAGACGGCUGGGCUGCAGCUCCCGAGUAGGCAGGGUCUCUACCGCGCCUGCUACUACGACAGCUACGUCACCUUCUCCUCCUCCUCUCCCGUCACCUGCAGCGAGCCCUUCGUCGUCCAGGCUGGCACCGUCGACGCGUGCGGGGUGUGCAGAGGAGACAACUCGUCCUGUGCUGGCUGCGAUGGAGUACCCAACAGCGGAAAGGAGAAGGACGCGUGCGGGGUGUGCGGGGGAGACGGGUCCUCCUGUCGAGGAUGCGACGGGGUACCCAACAGCGGGAAGGAGGAGGACGCGUGCGGGGUGUGCGGGGGAGACGGGUCGUCAUGCAGUGGGUGCGACGGGGUGCCGAACAGCGGGAAGGUCGAUGAUUCGUGCGGAGUGUGCGGGGGGAGCGACUGGCACUGCAGGGACGAGUACUCGCUGACGCUCAGAAGCACUUGUGUUGAUCCCGCCAGCGCUGACCCGAGGCUGGCAGCCACCUGUGCUGCAGCUGGGGAGGGGAGCGGGGCGGGAGGGAGCGGAGAGCUGUGGCAACUCGAGCUGCUGAACGGGAACUCGACGCUGCUUGCUAGCACCUCCUUCGUCUCGCAGACAGGCUGCUCGUCCUGCCAGCACGUAUGGGUGGGAGAAGCCCCUUUUGGAAGGCUUAGCUUGGCGACGACCAGCUCUACCAACAUGAGGUUGAGGGGAGGACAACCGGAUAUCUUCAAGGUGACCACCAAACCCACGACCCCUUACAGCGGUCAGAAGCCUGGAACCUCGGGACUUCGUAAGAAGACUCGUGACUUCAUGCAGAAGGAUUAUCUUGCCAACUUCGUACAGAUUUUGUCCAGCACUCCUCCCCCGCAAGGCUCUGGAGCCCUGAAGCAGCAGGAAGGAGAGAGCUCUGUCUUGUUCACAGUCUCCUUCCCGCCCUCCCUCGAUCCCUUCAUCAGAGAGUUUGUUGUCUCCUCACAAUUCGUCGAUCAGUUCAAGACAAGGCGAUCCCAAAGCCAGGACAGCGCGGAGGAGCAGCGAAAGUCCCUCACAAGGAGACAGCAGGAGGGAGGGAGGCAGCUGAACAACAAGCGCAUUCGACACAUCAAGUUGCCCCACCUGCUCCAUUGCCACAGCAACGAGCAGGAGCAGGAGCAGGAGCAGGAGCAGGAGCAGGAGCAGGAGCAGGAGCAGGAGCAGGAGCAGGAGCAGGAGCAGGAGCAGGAGCAAGGAGCAAGGGAGCAGGAGGAACGAUACCAAAGCUCGGCACUGCGAGCAGGAGCUGAGAAGCUCUCUGCCCCCGAGGUGGCGGCGAAGCCGGACGAGAACUGGGGGCGGACGCAGGGAGCGGUUUUCUCCUCCUCCUCUUCUCCUGCUCUUCCCCCUCCUCCUGCUCGGGCUGGCGGGUUUGACAUCAAGAUCGGAAUCCCUGUGAGGGGCAAGGGGCCAGCGCCAAGAGCUCAGGUGAAGGUGCUUGAACAUGCUGCUGGUUCUGAAGCGUGCGACAAGAUGGAGCGCAGGGCAGUGGAGGGUCAAAGGAAGCAGCACAAUCAAGGGCAGGAAGAGAUCAAGUUCGACUCUCCUCCUCCUCCUCCUCCGUCCAGCGCGCAAGUACUUGCGGCGACGACCCGCUCAGCAGGGCUGCUCGUGCAUCCGUAUGAGCAACAGGGUGCAAUGAGGGAGGAAGCGAAGGAAAGAGGGAUGGAGACAACAUACCAUCAGCAGCAGCAGCAGCAGCAGCAGCAGCAGCAGCAGCAGCAGCAGCAGCAGCAGCAGCAGCAGCAGCAGCAGCAGCAGCAGCAGCAGCAGCAGCAGCAUUUGGGAGCGGGGAUCUUCACCAUGUCGCCGAUCCUGCGGGAGGAGGAAGCCUCUCCGGACAUCUCCGACCCUCUCACCUCCAUCGUCGCCUCUCCUGCCAUUGCUUCUCUUGUCCUCAACCCCUUCUCCGAAGAUUUCUCCCCCUCCUCCUUCCCUCCCCCUCCUCUCCGACGCCCCGAGCUCACUCCCGCCCUGCGCAUCCCCGCCCAUGGCGCCCGCGGCUCAGCUGCUCCCCAGCUCGCCCUCGCCCCUCCUCCUCCUCGGGCUCCUGCAGCUGCUGCGCCUUCACGAGGUCGGUCACCCCCGUUGGUGCUCUUGCUUACCUUCAGCUCAGUCGCUCUGAACGAGGACGCAACCAGCUCGCAGCAGCUGGAGAGGACACCGGUAGUCAGCCCCCCAGCAGUGGCUGGACCAACUUUCCAAGCUCCUACUCCAGCUGAACGACAGGCUCCUCAGCGCGACUCGUCCGCCUCCCCUGCCGCGAGCCCGAAGGCGCCCGUCUCCUCCUCUCUGCGAGCCAGCGAGGGAGACGAGGGAGGAUGGAGGCUACUAUUGCGACAGGCACAGGUGAGACGGGGAGGUGUCAAGCAGGAGGAUGUGGAAGACGAGGAGGACGAGGAGAUGGUGGUGGAGGACGAGGACGAGGAGAUGGUGGUGGAGGACGAGGACGAGGACGAGGACGAGGACGAGGUGGUGGUGGUUUUCAGGCUGAUAGAUCUGCAGGGGUCCUCCUCGCUCAGGAUACAGCUGGCAAAUCAGCUGCAUGGUCAGAGGCCCAUGAGGCUACAGCUGAGGAUCGAGUACAAGGAGCAAGGGAGAGGAAAGAGCAUGACGGUGGUGGUUCCAUUCGACAAGUUCAAGAUUUGA
Molecule: messenger RNA, 6393 nt
Organism: Guillardia theta CCMP2712
Lineage: Eukaryota; Cryptophyceae; Pyrenomonadales; Geminigeraceae
Exons: 19
Coding region: 1-6393 (2130 amino acids)
Source: RefSeq, a predicted model, not a curated record